Haliotis rufescens (red abalone) is the source of this 1316-nucleotide messenger RNA. RefSeq lists its product as uncharacterized. NCBI's taxonomy places the organism in Eukaryota, Metazoa, Mollusca, Gastropoda, Lepetellida, Haliotidae. The coding region runs from base 49 to 1137 and encodes 362 amino acids. The transcript is spliced from 3 exons. The record is from RefSeq and is a predicted model, not a curated record.
GUUAGACAAAGUAGCUGACCUUUAAAGGCUAUAUGAAUCCAUUUCAACAUGGCGGUUGUGCGCUUCGAACUGGUUCUGCCGUUGUUCCUUAUCCUACAGACGGCGUCUGUUUGUAGAAGUGUCCCGGUAGUGACCGAUGUCCGGAUGUCCGCUGAGGGGAGCAUGCGACACAUUACAGUGAGUUAUGAAGCGGAACACCAACCUACCGUGCUAUGGAAGGUCUGCAGUUUUGUCGGCUAUUUUGACAACACAACCAAUAACUUCACUGGAUCGGAAGGGCAAGCAAUGCUUCAUUUGUUCAUGGAAGAUUAUGCAAUUAACAUCCAGACCUUCAUCUAUGGAGACAGCUACCAAAUAGAACUGAUAUUUAACAAGGAAGUCAUUCUAAACGGCUCAUUAGAACAAAACACCAUCAACCCUUUGGUGUUCAGAUCUCAGCCCGAUGGUCUCAUCACUUUUGACAAAGGCGAACUUGUUGACAUUGAUCUGUCUCUUGAGUCCGAGACUCUUGGGUCGCUCGAAAUGGAUUACACUGUCGGAAUACUAUCCUCGUUUGAUUAUAAAUCGCUCCCUCCAACUGAAACUCGCAUACAUUCUUCUAAAUCAGAAAGCCACCGGUCUUUUAGGAGAAACUCAUUUAUCUUACCGGCUCUGAACAUCACACGCGCGUCGACUAUAGAGCAUACAUUGGCGCGUAUUAACACAUCCUUCCCCUACACGGAAGGAGAGAUAAGACUCGUGGUCGCAUUAAGAGUUGACUCUGCAUAUAACCUUCUUAAUAGCAUCAAACUCAGGCACUGGGUAUAUCUGAAGAAUCGAAGACACGUUUCUCCUUUUCAGAGCAGUGUGAGUUUUGUUUUUAGUGAACUCGAAAGGAAUCCAGAAUACAUUAAUUCGAGAUGGCCUCACACCCAUGCGGAUGCCAUGGGCUAUCCUAAACCGGUUCUGAAGCUAUUCCGAGAUUGUCGCGAGAUUACGGAGCAGGAAGUGGAGACUAUCACCACCGGAACCCGUUACCGUACCCAAACCUUGUUCCGGUUCAAGAACAUUACAGAUAGUUUGGAGGGAGCCUAUUACGUUAGCGCGUCGAACGGGGAAGGCGAAGUCACCAAGAUGUACUAUAUCGAAAUAGUGUGAUAGUGUACCGUUCGGCGAUGUUGAUGAUAAUCUGUGAGCAUUUAAUAUGCACUGGAGAUACAAAAAGUAUCUUAUGAUAAUCUGUAAGCAUUGUAUAUGCACUGAAAUUACAUAAAUUAUGUUAUGAUAAUCUGUAAGCAUUCUGUAUGCACCGAUUUGAAUAAAUAAAUUCAAGAUAA